ACUCUGUGUGUGAAUUGGAGCGCACCGUUUGGGCGGAGGCCAUUUACAUUAAAAACUUACGUUUUGUUUCUUUCCUUUCAACGAGUCAAAUCUAAUCAUAGUUUGGUGAAAACAACAAAAAGUGUUAACGUUUAAUAUCCGAACAUUUGUACUGUUGUAUUUUAUGGUGAUUGCAAAAUUUUAAAUAGACAUCUAGGACAGACUAUCAACCUGGCACAGCCAUUCAGCCAGUUGUGACUUGUGCUAUGCAUUUAUAAUUGGUCCUUGAUUUCAUGUUCGUGCAAGUUUAGGUGGCAAUUGAUUUUCGUUUUACAAAAAGCGAGGUUCAAAAUGUCGGGUUUCCAGCAAUUGCUCGCUUUCCGUCGAGAAAUUAUCAUCGCGGAAAAGUAUCGAAUUAUUCGGAAGAUCGGUGGUGGAUCGUUUGGUGAUAUUUAUUUGGGGAUCAACAUUGCACAUGGCGAGGAAGUGGCAGUCAAGGUUGAAUCUGUGAAGGCGAGACACCCACAACUUCUAUAUGAGAGCAGAGUGUACAAGAUGCUCCAAGGGGGCAUCGGAGUGCCCCAUAUAAGAUGGUUUGGCUACGAGCGGGACCACAAUAUCCUGGUGAUGGAUCUCCUCGGUCCAUCUCUGGAGGAUCUCUUCAACUUCUGCUCCCGUCAGUUCACCAUCAAAACGGUUCUCAUGUUAGCAGACCAAAUGCUCGCUCGCGUGGAGUUCCUCCACUGCAAGAGUUUCAUCCACCGGGACAUCAAGCCGGACAACUUCCUCAUGGGCAUCGGCCGACACUGCAACAAGCUGUACAUGAUAGACUUCGGCCUCGCCAAGAAGUUCCGCGAUCUACGCACGCGAGUGCAUAUCGUGUACCGCGAGGAUAAGAACUUGACUGGCACGGCUCGGUACGCGUCCAUCAACGCGCACCUCGGUAUCGAGCAGUCGCGACGCGACGACAUGGAGUCGCUGGGAUACGUGCUUAUGUACUUCAAUAGAGGUUCUCUACCAUGGCAAGGGCUGAAAGCUCUGACCAAGAAGCAGAAGUAUGAGAGGAUUAGCGAAAAGAAGAUGUCCACCCCCGUCGAAGUGCUCUGUAAGGGAUUCCCUGCUGAGUUUGCGAUGUACCUCAACUACACUCGAGGACUGACGUUCGAUGAGGCACCCGAUUACAUGUACCUCAGACAGCUGUUCCGCAUUCUGUUCCGUACGAUGAACUACCAGUACGACUACACGUUCGACUGGACGCUGCUGCGGCAACGCAAGCAGCAGGUGAUGGAGGCCGCCGGCGCCGCCGACCGCCGCUCGCCGUCCGUGCAGCGCCGCGCCGCGCAGCAGCCGCCGCAGCCGCCGCCCAACAACGAGUGAAAGAGAUUACGACGUUCGGCAGCCACGGGUAGCCCGACGAAAAAGCGAACGCGAUAACAUUGUAUGUUUGUGUAUGUCUGAAUGUGUGCGAGUGUGUAUGCGUGGUUGUGUGCGUGCGGUUGGUGUGCGUCGGGCGCCGUACUUCGAAGCGUACUUCGGCACUUAGAAGCGCACUUCUACACUUCGGAGCGUACUUCUACACUUCGAAGCGUACUUCGGCACUUCGAAGCGCACUUCUACAUUUCGAAGCGCACUUUGGGCACUUCGAAGCGGACUCCAACAUUUCGAAGCGCACUUCAACACUUCGGAGCGUUCUUCUGCACUUCGAAGCGUAUUUCUACACUUCGAAGCGUGCUCCACUUCGCAGCGCACCACUUCGAAGUACACGUUUUGAAGCCGAAGCAUGAUGUGCACUCCGUGAUUGCUUCGAAGCGCUUCGAAGUACCGCCGAUGCCGUGUUGCAGCCGGCUCUAACUUGGAAGUUGUCGUCGAGCGUCGAAUAUCGUAGCGUGUGUCGUUUUGUACCCACACAGGGACGGCAGAUGGACAAUUUUCGUUUACAGAGGCCUUUUCGUUCGUCUAGUGAAUGCGGUAGAGUGGAAGCCGCUACGUACUGCGACGGCGAAAAUGCCGCAAAAUUAUUGCUGAAAUGCACCAGGGCACUUAGGCAAGCAUUCUAUAAUUUUGAUAGCUAAUUAGAAAUGUAUGGGAUAAACAUAGCGAUUGCGAUGCCAAAUCCUAUACAUUUUUCGUAUGGCAACCUAAACUAUCGAAUGUUGGCUAAGUACCCAGGUGCGAUCGAUUGCAUUUUCGUCUCGAUCGUCGAUCUACGUAGCAAUUUUGACGAUUUUACUCUGUGACCCAUGCGUUCACGUCAUUUUUAACCAUUGUAAUAUAUUCGAUUCAUUGUUUUAAUUUAAAAUGUAAUUAUAGACCGUCGUUUAGUGAGAAA
Messenger RNA from Aricia agestis (brown argus), 2308 nucleotides. RefSeq names its product casein kinase I-like (gene CKIalpha). Gene Ontology annotation, molecular function: protein serine/threonine kinase activity; ATP binding. Gene Ontology annotation, biological process: peptidyl-serine phosphorylation; signal transduction; negative regulation of canonical Wnt signaling pathway. The transcript has 9 exons. Bases 331 to 1356 code for a protein of 341 amino acids. The record is from RefSeq and is a predicted model, not a curated record. Gene Ontology annotation, cellular component: cytoplasm; nucleus. NCBI's taxonomy places the organism in Eukaryota, Metazoa, Arthropoda, Insecta, Lepidoptera, Lycaenidae.